Salvia hispanica is the source of this 1726-nucleotide messenger RNA. Its product is annotated as protein NRT1/ PTR FAMILY 5.5-like. NCBI's taxonomy places the organism in Eukaryota, Viridiplantae, Streptophyta, Magnoliopsida, Lamiales, Lamiaceae. Gene Ontology annotation, biological process: transmembrane transport. The record is from RefSeq and is a predicted model, not a curated record. Gene Ontology annotation, molecular function: transmembrane transporter activity. Gene Ontology annotation, cellular component: membrane.
UGUUUUGCUCUGUUUCAUUGGCCAUUAUCUGUUGCAGUCCACAAAUCAUGACAGGAUGCUUUCAUACCAUUACUAACUUCAUAAAGAGUGUUAUGAUUUUAUGGCCGAAGUUUCCAGAUGCUUUGGUGCAUCGUAUAUUUUUUGUGAUGCAAGCCUACUUAACAAAUGGAUGGAGGCUAAGCUUCACUCAUGCUGCGGGAAUCAUGAAUUUUUGGGAGGGAAUGAGCCUCAUUUUGCCACUAUUUCUCCAAUUCCUGGCUGAUACAUUUCUCGGAAAUCUUGUUGUGGCUUCGUUUUCUACUUUAUUCUCUUUCACAGGAAUCGGAAUGGUUGCUCUCUCGGUGCCUAGAAUCCUGGACCAUCACGGCGGGAGGUGCCCAAGUGUGGAGGCGGAGUCGUGCGUGAACCAUACGCAAGUAGCUCUCUUCUUCACAGGAAUGGUGCUAAUCGCUAUUGGAAGAGCCGGCAUUAGUUUCUCCUUGGAUGCCUUACACGACGAACAGAAUGCAGAUUCUAACUGCUUGAAGACAUGCUUUACGAAAUGGAUGGAUUGUGCGGUUUGUACUGAUAAGUAUUGCAUACACUUAGUUGGAUCGCUUCUCAUCUUUAUAUGUAUAAAAAAAUGGAAACUUCUGUUUGGGAUCCCAGCAGUUUACAGUGCCUAUAUGGGCGUUUCGUUUCUUUGUGGAACUUGUUGCUAUGUACGUUCUAAACCCAAGGGAAGUCCGAUAACCACCACUUGCAGAGUUAUAUACGCAGCCGCUACUUCCAACAAUAAAUCUCAGCAAAGGCCCGAUGUUCGCAAGCCUUCCAUUGCGAUCGAUCGUUUUCCAAGGUGUUUGAAUCGGGUUUUGGCGUUAGAAGGCGAGAAACCUGAUAAUGUGAGGAGGUUUGAGCAAGAGAGAGUGGAAAUAGCAGGAUUCAUUGUCCGAAUGGUUCCUAUAUCGAUGACAUUCCUGGUGUGUGGGAUGGUAUCAUCGAUUGGAAACACGUACUUUGUGGAGCAAGCCAACCACAUGAACCGUAAGGUGGGGAGUUGGAACGUUCCGCUCCUAGCCCUGCAACUGCCUGUGAUAUUUUUCAAGUUUUUCCACGACAUGUGGCUCUCCUUGUUUUUCAAAUGCAGUAAAAAUAAGCUUUCCUUCGCGAUUACUGGGAUCGCAUCAGCCAUGUUUUACUCGGUCGUAUGCUGCAUAACUGCUGCAGGAAUGGAGAUGAAGAGGCUGAAGGUGAUCAGAAAGUAUGGUCUGUUGGACAAGCCAGAUGAUGAAGUGAUACCGAUGCAUGCAGCGUGGCUGCUGUUGCAGUUCUUCCUCCUCGCAGGGCUGGAUUCGUUUCUUCGAACGAGCAUCCUUGAAUUUUACAAAGGUUGUGCUCCCGAACACUUGCAAAUAAGACUACGCGAUGAAAAUGGAAAUGACGGGAGGGCUUUGGGGAGGUACUUAGAUGUUGCGGUUGAUUUUGUGAGCGGGCUGGGAUUCUUGUGGAGUGUGCUUUCAGUUUAUAUCGUCGGAAAAUUAAGUAAUUGGUUUAAGUAUACGUUGAACCGGAGUCGCCUGGACCGGUACUAUUGGUUGUUGGCAGGUUUGAGUGCUGUGAAUCUGCUUGUGUUCACUGUGGUUGCUUCGGUGUACAAGAGUAAGGAGAAUACUAAUAGAAAUAGAGGAUAAAUUGCUAAUGUUAAAUGUGAUGGAUUCGACUCUUUAUUUCUUGUUAGUCUUGUACU